Trichechus manatus latirostris (Florida manatee) is the source of this 4613-nucleotide messenger RNA. RefSeq names its product dCMP deaminase (gene DCTD). Gene Ontology annotation, biological process: pyrimidine nucleotide metabolic process. The record is from RefSeq and is a predicted model, not a curated record. NCBI's taxonomy places the organism in Eukaryota, Metazoa, Chordata, Mammalia, Sirenia, Trichechidae. Gene Ontology annotation, molecular function: zinc ion binding; dCMP deaminase activity. The transcript has 5 exons. Bases 225 to 809 code for a protein of 194 amino acids.
UGAGAAAGCAGUAAAUAGAUAUGGGAACGUGAAACAAUACGUGCCAAACCCAGAUUGCUGAAGGAGCAGCUUAAUUUCUUAGGCUUUUGUUUUUUUUUAACCAGAGGCUAAGGUAGCUCUGGGGUCCAUGUUCUGUGAUUUAUAAUUGAUAAAUAUAGCUGAAGUUUCUGAGUUUAGAGAUUCAGAAUUUAGGUGUGGUUGAAUUGAAACACAGAUUUAUCAAAAUGUGUUUCUCAACUGCAGUUUUGUUGUGUUUUUCUUCUAGACCCAGCAUGAAUGACGUUUUAUGCAAAAAACGGGACGACUAUUUGGAAUGGCCUGAGUAUUUCAUGGCGGUGGCCUUCUUAUCAGCACAGAGAAGCAAAGAUCCAAAUUCCCAAGUUGGGGCAUGCAUCGUGAACACAGAAAACAAGAUCGUCGGCAUCGGGUACAAUGGAAUGCCUAACGGGUGCAGUGAUGACCUGUUGCCUUGGCGGAGGACAGCAGAGAACAAGCUGGAUACCAAGUACCCUUAUGUGUGCCAUGCUGAGCUGAAUGCCAUUAUGAACAAAAACUCGGCCGACGUGAAAGGCUGCACCAUGUAUGUCGCCCUGUUCCCGUGUAAUGAAUGUGCGAAGCUCAUCAUCCAGGCAGGUAUCAAAGAGGUUAUUUUCAUGUCUGAUAAAUACCACGAUAGUGAAGAGGCAACCGCUGCCAGGCUCAUGUUUGAUAUGGCCGGGGUUACGUUCAGGAAAUUCACGCCAAAGUGCAGCAAAAUUGUCAUUGAUUUUGAUUCAAUUAACAGCAGACCGAGCCAGAAGCUUCAGUGAGUUACAUCAUUAAAUCUCCAGAAGAUUGGGAUUAUCCUCUUCUAAGAAGCUGCUAAUGCCUUUCAUCUUGAAGUUACACAUAACUUUUUAAUAGCCAGUACAGUGAAAAUAGACAUCUAAGGAAUACAAAGCUUCAAAUCUUCUUCCCUGUCUCUCUUGUCACAUGGAAUCUGCCUCUGUUUAAACUGUUGAUUUAUGGUACCUAUUGCUGGCCUGUCGCACAGAGCUGGGUGGGGGUGCCUCCCCCUCUGGCCCCCGGCCCGCUGGGAUGCUGGCAGCUCUCUGCCGUGGGAUGCAAGCGGCAGCCACUUUUCACUACUACUGCGUGUGCUGGCAGGGGGAUAGGGCCCAAAUGACAGUAGCAUGAAACUAUUUGUUGUAGGGGGUUGAGGGGAACCCCCCCCAACAAUCAAAAAGCCUGUCCUGACAGAUGUUAAGUGGAACCAAGCCGGGGUGCUCACCGUGCACCUGCUGCCCUGCCACAUGCAGUGCAGUGCCAUGUUGUCCCUUUGGGGUGGGUGGGGACUCCUAGUUUUGCCUCUUAUUUUUGAUAUGUCACACGGAGCUCUUACAUUUAGUUGACAUGAGUGAUGAAUUGUUCCUGGAGGAGAGCUCUGUGUACCCCCAGACCAUGCCCCGCAGUGGUGGCCAUUGGGGUUGAGUGGAUGGGAGAGGUGGGUGUCCACCCGCUUCUCUGUGUGGAAACACAGCAUCAUUCCUUCACAGGCCACCGCAGUGCAUUUCCAAGGCUGCUGUGCAACCAAAGAAUAAAUUAAUUUCUAUCCUGUAAGUGAAAUUUGAAGAAUUCGGCCCACCUGGAGGCAGUUUAUUUCAGAUCUGUUGGCGAUUGGAGCUCAUUUGUGCUCCUGCGCAUGCCUUCAUCUGCACAAAUGGCACCUUCCUAAUCACCGGGAGCCGGGGUGCCGCUGUGUACCUCGUCCUUAAUCUCAUUUAAUUUUUAUUAAACACGCUCAACCCCUUUGUUGAGAAAAUGGUUUCUUUAUCCUAAAGAUUAUUACCUUUUAAAGUGUUAGUAUAUUUUUGUGAGUUUUUACUUUGUCUCUGAGGUUUUGUACUCCAUAUUCUAGGGCAUUUUGUAAUUUGGCUCUUUACCCAUAUUAUUAAAACCUUAUUAAAACUACCACACUGAAGUAUGCUCAUUUUUAUAUUAUCAUAAUUAUAUGCUUAACUCUCCAUUUCUGUUGUCUGUGAAGCAUACUACAUAUGCUCAAAGAACAAUAUGAGAUACUAAUGCUGUGGGCUUUCCCCAGGGGUGAUGGGUGAUGCUUCUCUAUGGACUAGAUUUAAAAUGCUAAGAAAAGGCUUUAUAUAAUCUUCAGUCCCCAAUUCUGUCUCCUCUUGCCACCCUGUCACCUUAUUCUCUUUCUAAAUCUCUAUUCUUUUCUCACUUCAUUUCUCUCUUACCUCCUUCAAACCCCUUGCUCCAAAAUGCCUAAAACAAAAUACAAUAAAACCUGUGAAAGCCAGAACCUGUGUAAGGUGGAAACCUGUUAGAGAAGGAAAACUCAAGUAUUUCCCUCUAAAACCAGCAAUAGAAAAGUAAGACUGCAAUAGUAAGAUUGCACGCUGUCAAUCUUUCGAGACCUGGAAAAUCAAGGCAGGCCUGUUCAGUUCAGCUCUCACAGGUUUCACCAUAUAUGUAGAGGAAAUCAAUGUUAGUUGCCCUCAAAUCAACUCUGAUUCAUGGCAACCCCAUGUAUGCAGAGUAAAACUGCUCCAUGGGGUGUUUAAGGCUGUGAACUCUAGGAAGCAGAUCGCCAGGCACCUCUGGGUGGGUUUGAACCGGCAACCUUCCAGUUAGUGGUCGAGUACUUAACCAUUUGUGCCACUGAGAAAGAUAUCAAUAAAACACUUAAAAGACAGAAAACAGAUUUUUAAGUUGCUGAGAAUUAUAGGUUGUUAGGAAGGAAUGUGUAAUCAUUAUAUCACAUUCAUAAAUAUGUCUGGGACUAGUUAGCCCAUAGUGCAUCUAAUUUAUUCACUAAAUUUUGAUACUAACAUUUUGUCCCAGUUUGUCACACUGAGUUUUAAUUGGGGCAGGUUAGCAGGGAAGGGCCCUUGGCUAGGAUGGAAGCAUUUCUAUUGUCAGCCUGUGGUGGAUUGUUUAUGUGGUGGUGAUGCUCUCUCCUAUGGUGGGUCCCUGAGGCUUCCAUCCAGAAACUGUGUUGCAGAACUUGAUUUCCUGGUGACUGGAGUAUAAGUUAUUAUGUCUGAGUUUCUGGUCUCACUACAGGAAUGGUGGAAUCUUCCUGUCCAGAAAAUUCUACAGAUGUCAGUGUUCCAGUUAAUAGAGGUUUGCUUUGAACUGUUGGCCUUUGGGAAAAGCAUUCCAGAAGGAAGGAGUUCUGAGCAGUCUUUUGCCUUUCAGGCAUUACGAGGUGAGACUACGUGAAAGGAGUAUUGCUGCCUGUCGUGGCUAAUAAAUAACAGUAAGGAAGCCAUCUCUCACUGAACCGUUGGUAGAUGAACUACAUUUAAAAGGCAACCUUUGUGAGUGAAAUGAUAGGAACUCCAUUUCCCUGACAUAUUUUAUGCCUUUCUUGUUUUUUUUUUUUUUUAAGGCAUCUAUCCUUAAAGACUUCUGAAAUCCAAUAAGACCCAGCAAUGAAAGUGAUCUAAUAUAUUAGUCAUCUUUUCCUAAAUUAAAAAUGAAGCAAAAUAAGGGAACAAGCAUAAAAAGAGAAGGUUGGAAGAGCUUAUGAAUAAAAGUUUAGGCUUGCAUGACCAUUGAACUAGAGGUCUUGUGUGCCAGUCUUUUUUUUCCCAUGUCCAGAUCUACCUGAGGAUUUAAGCCAUUUAGGUUGAGGAGCAGAUUGUUGCAGAAGGGCCUAGGAAUGCAGAGGAGGUGGUUUUCUUAAUGGUGACACUAAUAAGAAGCUUCAAUGCUUAUCCUUCAUUUGUUUUUGUUUUUUACAGCAAGACAUCUCCAAAAAUGGUAAUUUCAGCAAGUCAUCAACCGGGAAGCCUGCCUAAGGCUCAGUGAGAGGUCCAGAACUCUAAGGAGACUGUGCUUUGCAAACUUGUCUUUUGUCUGAGAAACACACUUAAUGGUGACUAGAUGAUCACUGUCCAAGGAGGUGCAGGCAAGAUAAUGCUGGGCCCCUGACUUUUUGGUGCCAGGAUCACAUUUGGAGGAAAAGGCUUAACAAGUCCAUGGGUCUCAUCGAUCUGGAGCCUGAAAAAAAAGAUCGCUCUUAUUUUUGGCGGCCAAUCACCAAAUCUCUCUGGAAGUUCACGCUUUUUCUUGAGCCCCAGCCCAACAGUUGCUUCUGUUACUCUCUUGAAUGUCCAGUGUUCCCUUACAACCUGGCACCUUGGUCUCUGACUGUCUGCCUCCUUCCUCCAUUCACACAAAUGUCGGGAGGGCUUUCUGACUUUCUAAAAGAUUCUAAAUGUGCUUUCUUUGACCAUUAUGUUAGCUACCCAGGGCUGCCCUGACAAACUACCACAAACUGGGUGGCUUAUAAGAACAGAAAUUUAUUGUCUCACACUUUUGGAGGCUAGUUGCCUAAAUUUAGGGGUCAGCAGGGCCAUGCUCUUUCCGAAGGCUCUAGGGGGAAGGUCCUUUCUUGUCUCUCCCAGUUUCUGGUAGCCCCAGGCAUUAUUUGGCUUACCGCUGCUGCAGUCCCUCCAUCUUUACAUGGCCCUCUCCCCUCUGUCUCUUACAAGGACCCUGGGUGGUGCAAACAGUUGGCACUCGACUAUUAACCUAAAGGUUGGCAGUUCGAACCCACCCAGUGGCGCUAAGGAAGAAAGGCCUAGCAAUAUGUUUCAUUAAGAUUA